Symbiodinium sp. CCMP2592 is the source of this 900-nucleotide messenger RNA. The record is from the annotation of a GenBank genome assembly. Lineage: Eukaryota; Dinophyceae; Suessiales; Symbiodiniaceae.
AUGAUGCUGGGCCGACGGUCGCUGUCAAGCACAGCCAAAGAUGCCGUGUCCAGAACAGACUCGCCAACUCCGGGCAGCCCCUGGGCGGAAGGGCCCUCUCUGCAGAGCUGCGUGGACUCUCAAGAGAAGCUCUCGAAGGCCGCGAAGUGGGCGGCCACACGGCUGGGGUCUGGCAAUGAGGCCGUUGAGGCCGCCCGUCGCCAUCUGAGAGACUUGCGAUCCCGCCAAAGCCGGCUCUGCUUCAAGGCUACGGUGCGCUUUCACAAGGAAACCUUGGCAUUUGAGUUGCAAGAACUGGCCAAUGGUCACGCUGGUGGCUUUGACGACUUCCAGGCCGCUUUGCGAGCCGCCGAAGCCGACCUGGGCCAAGCACAUGGUGUUGUAGAAGCUGCUCGCAAAAAAGCUCAUAUGAUAAAGCUACAGCAAAAGGCUGGAUCUCACAAGGAUCUCGAGGCGAGACACUGCCUUGACCUACUGGCGAGUUCCGAAAGCAGGGACUUGCGAGUUCUGGCAGGUAGCAUCCAGGCCGCGGCCAAAGCGUUGGGAGCGGCUCAUCCCAUCGUAGAGAAGGGCCGCCAGGAGUUCUUGCAACAGCGACAUGAGCUGCAGCGUCACCAGUGGGAGGAAUGUGUGGCGAUUCAUCACACCCUCAUGGUCGAAGCCUGUGAGUCGCAAGAUCCAGAGCAGAUUGAAGCCCGGAUCCUGGCGUCAGCACACAGCCCGCUCGGACAAGGUCAUGAUAUUGUGCUCUACGGCAAGCGCUACUUGCUGUGGCUUCGGCGGGCCUUGCAGCGCGAAGCCAUCGAGGCUAGGCAAACGCAAUGCGCCAGCGUCCUGCGAGCCUCUUCGGGCGUCGCUGAACGUGAGAUGCGUCGUUUGGAAGCCGCUCUCCGAGCCUAA